CUUUCAUCGUCUGUGGCGCGCACAACAAAAAUAACAGCUGUACCGUUCCUCCUAACCUUAAAGCGCUCCUCAAUCUUUUUCAUCAAAUCGAUUACGCUUCACGAGUUCUUAGUCGUAGUUAUAAUUGUUAGCAAUCACGUUAAUUUAUCUUGAAUAUAGUCAGUCAAGUAUCAGUGAACAGCAGCGAUGGUGAAAGUCAAUAUACGAUGGAAGACGGCCGAGGAUUAUAAUCUUUUACGAGGAAGUAGUUUUGCGACAAAAAUCAAUUAUUUCUGGCGCAAAGGAUGGACAGAGAUCCCAGUAGUAAUGGGAGGCUCGAUCUUGAUGCUAGCAGGGUUUGCCAUGGGAGGUUAUGCGAUUUAUUAUGGUUUGUCGCACGAUAUGACACCAAAAUAUUACAAAACGACAAGAAUUUACAGACCGGAUGACCCGCGAGUUCAGACGAUCCGUUACGUCUCAGUACUUGACAGUUGAAAUUUGAAUUUUCAUUUAAUGAAUUCUCAUAGCACUAUAUAAUGAUACACAGCUGUUACAUCCUAUUGUAGAAUGAUUCGAAUAAAUGUAUAAAUUAUUAUACCAACUAA
Camponotus floridanus (Florida carpenter ant) is the source of this 584-nucleotide messenger RNA. RefSeq lists its product as uncharacterized. The coding region runs from base 187 to 474 and encodes 95 amino acids. The transcript is spliced from 3 exons. NCBI's taxonomy places the organism in Eukaryota, Metazoa, Arthropoda, Insecta, Hymenoptera, Formicidae. The record is from RefSeq and is a predicted model, not a curated record.